CACGUGAAAGUGACGAUGGGGAGAACGCCGGUGGUUACCUGGCUAUCUAUACUUCCGCCAUUGAAACGAGCGAAAGCGACACGUUUCCUUCCUCUAAAGGCUUAAAAUCUCCUCCCCUCGAAUUGAAACUUCACUCCCUCUCUGUCUACCAAUGGCGUGGUUAAUCACUCUAACGAUGGUGCUCUGCACCUGCCAUGCCGCCGCCGACGCGGCGGAGAAUCGUCCGAGUCAGGUGGGUUUGAGUUCGCUCACUGACGAGCUGCUGCAGAUGGCAAGAGAGCCGGAGUUCUUGAGAUGGCUGAGAAGCGUCCGGAGGAGGAUCCACGAGGAUCCGGAGCUGGCUUUCCACGAAUUCAACACGAGUCGGCUGGUGAGAUCGGAGCUCGACUCGCUCGGGAUUCAGUACACGUGGCCGGUGGCGGAGACCGGGGUCGUUGGUUCGGUCGGGUCAGGGUCGCAACCGUGGUUCGGUCUGCGAGCGGACAUGGACGCGCUGCCCAUUCAGGAAUUGGUGGAGUGGGAACACAAGAGCAAGAACAAGGGCAAGAUGCAUGCUUGUGGUCACGACGCCCAUGUCACAAUGCUACUCGGCGCUGCCAAGCUGCUUCAACUCAAACAGGCCGACCUAAAGGGCACUGUGAAACUGGUCUUCCAACCAGCAGAAGAAGGUGGCGCUGGCGCAUACCACAUGCUCCAAACCGGUGCUCUCGACAACAUCCAAGCCAUGUUCGGCCUACACGUGUACCCCGAUCUUCCCGUCGGCUCAAUCGGAUCCCGGCCAGGAACACUCCUCGCCGGAGCCGGAAGGUUCAUGGCCUCCAUCAGAGGGACCGGUGGACACGCCGCCAGGCCACAGGAUACAAGAGACCCGGUUCUUGCUGCUGCCUUCGUCAUCCUCGCUCUCCAGCAAAUCAUCUCCCGAGAAACCGAUCCUCUUCAAGCUGGGGUGAUCUCAGUAGGGUUCGUGGAGGGCGGACGAGCAGAGAACGUGAUCCCGGAGACGGUGAGACUGGGAGGCACGUUCCGUAGCGCGACCACCGAAGGGCUAGAUGACCUCCGGCAGCGGAUCAGAGAUGUAGUGGAGCGACAAGCGGCGGUUCACCGGUGCAGUGGCUCGGUUGACUUCAUGACGGACACCGGGAGGCCUUACCCUGCCACCGUGAACCAUCGAGAAAUGUACGAUCACGCCAAGUACGUUGGAGAAGCGCUGCUUGGAGAAUCAAACGUGAAGGUGAUUCCGCCGAUCAUGGCGGCAGAGGAUUUCAGCUUCUAUUCUCAGAAGAUGAAUGCGGCCUUUUUUAUGAUUGGCGCUAGGAGAAGGGAGGCGUGCGGCGAUGGAGCGGUGGAGCCGUUGCAUUCGCCACGACUCGUCAUCGACGAGGAUGUGCUCCCCGUCGGAGCUGCUCUCCAUGCUGCGGUCGCCAUUUCGUACUUGGACGCUGGUGGUGGUGUUGCUGUUGCUGCGGAAUGAAGAGAAAGUGGAUGCUGAUAGAUGUUAUCGACUUGUCGUAGUAGAGAGAUUCUGCAGGUAUAGAAAAUGGAGUGAGUUGGAACAGUGGCGGACCCAGAAAUUUUAUAUAGGGGUGUCCUCUUUUAAAAAAUAAAUUAAAUACAAAUAAUUCUAAAAUAAUUAAUAAAUAAUAAAUAAUAUUUAAAUAA
This is a messenger RNA of Linum trigynum, 1659 nucleotides long. Lineage: Eukaryota; Viridiplantae; Streptophyta; Magnoliopsida; Malpighiales; Linaceae. The record is from the annotation of a GenBank genome assembly.